AUGAAAGCGGUUAUCCAAAGAGUAAAGUCGGCGUCGGUUACAGUGGACGAAAAAUUAAUAUCUUCCAUCGGUCGUGGUCUUCUUGUUCUUGCCGGUGUGGGAAAGGGGGAUACCGAGAAGGAUGCGGAUACACUCAUUAGCCGCAUAUUGAAAGCAAAGCUUUGGCCUACAGAGGAGGGAGGACAAUGGAAACGAAACGUACAGGAUAUCGAAGGCGAGGUGCUUUGUGUAUCACAAUUUACACUAUACGGCCAAUUGAAGAAAGGCAGCAAGCCCGAUUUCCACGACGCUGCCGACGUUGAGACAGCUCGCAAAUUGUACGACUACUUCUUUCAACGACUGCAGGAUGCCUACAAGCCCGAACGGGUUCAGAACGGCGUCUUUCAGGCCAUGAUGGAUGUCGAACUGAAGAAUGAUGGGCCGGUGGGUGUGAAUUACCGCAGUGAGGAUGCGGCGGUCACAAUCGAGAUCAACACUCAGCUACCGAAGAAGGAGAAGCAGCCAGGAGAGGAGGAGAGCAAGCGGAAAGGCGAACGGAAAGAUGGAGAAACGCAAACCAUCGAAUUCGAACUUCCGGCAUCAUUGCUGGAAUAA
Messenger RNA from Aspergillus clavatus NRRL 1, 594 nucleotides. RefSeq names its product D-aminoacyl-tRNA deacylase. The transcript has 5 exons. Gene Ontology annotation, molecular function: D-tyrosyl-tRNA(Tyr) deacylase activity. The record is from RefSeq and is a predicted model, not a curated record. NCBI's taxonomy places the organism in Eukaryota, Fungi, Ascomycota, Eurotiomycetes, Eurotiales, Aspergillaceae. Gene Ontology annotation, biological process: tRNA metabolic process. Gene Ontology annotation, cellular component: cytoplasm. The coding region runs from base 1 to 594 and encodes 197 amino acids.